UACUCGGGGAGGACCAAGCAGUCUGUGUAGUUACUUGAUAACGUUAUCACUGAAAAGUAAGCAGCAGGUCACAGAUAAAUUGAAUUUCUAGUUACGCUUGUCGUCUUGUGAGCUUCACACCUCACUGACUAAAGGAGCACAGCUGAGGAAGAACCUUCGCCGAUAUCCACCCUUGGAAGUCAGAGAGAGAGAGAGAAGGAUCCAAGGCAGCUUGCAUCAUUAGAAAUACAGUAUUUAACAGCUAAAGACACUUUAAGAGUAAUACACCAGCUAUGGCAUCAAAAGCAAGUGGGGUACAAGAGGAAGCCUCUUCGCAUACAUUUGGAGUGGCAAAGAAGACAGAGCAAGUAUCCUUGAUAGACGCGUCCCAAGAACCCUAUUUGCAUGAUUUCCAAAAACCAACUCUACCAAUAUGCAUGGCAGAAAUUACUGAUUUAAUUUGCAAGGAAGAAAUACCAACUGCUCAAUAUGUCAGUUUGCUGAAUGACUACGUUGAAUCAGAGUUUUUCCUCAUUGAUGGUGAUUCACUGUUUGUCACUUACACAAAGGAAAUAACAUUACAACGAGGACAGAACUUGCACUUCUUUUACCUAGUUGAACGCUUUCUCCUGGAUUUAACAACGAAAGGAGCAAAAUAUAUCAUUGUUUUCUUUAAGGAUGCAGAAUAUUUUUAUUUCAGAAGCCCUGAUCUCCUGUCUCUUCGUACUGCAUUGAUCAUCCAUCUAAGGAAAAACACUAAAGCUAUAAUACACACUGAGUUUACCAGCUGCUUGGACUCCAGUUGGCAGAAUUUUCUGAAACAUAACUAUCCAUAUUUCUUAAUAAUCUCUGAUGAAGGAUUGGAUGAACUGCAGACCAAUUUUCUGCAUAUAUUUAUUAUGCAGACCUUGUCAAAAAGAAUCAAUGUCGUACUGACUUCAGGCCUACAAUCAGAUACAGUCAGAGUCUACGGGUACCAUAUCCACAGUUUUCACCGUCAUCAAUGUUUUUUUCAGAAGCGUGAAGCAAUGGUAAAACGUUACUAUGAAACACUGAUUAAAUACUUGAAGGAAGUCAAUAUAAAAAUAUGUGUUUCUCUUUCUGGAUGUCCAAGUCUGAACACUUUGACAGCAAAGGUUUCUAAAAAACUCAUCGAAUUCCAAGAAAAAAAUGAAGAUAUCCGGUAUGUUGUCUGUAUCAUCAGCUGUUCACUUGUCUUGGAAAUGCACAAGCAGGUAUUAGAAAGCCAAAAUCCUUCUACAAAACUGAAAAGUGUGAACUCAGCAUUAACCAUGGAAGAAGCUGGAGAUCUUAUGAGGCUGUAUUGCCUCAGUGUGGUUUUUCUACACCAUUUGCCUCUUUCACAGAGAGCUCAGGUUAGGGACAUUGAUGUCUGCUGGAAGACGGAAACCUUAAAAUUUUUACAACAGCAUAAGCUGUGUGAGUUUUGUGUUCUGCAGCAGCUUACCAAUGAGACCUCGCAGAACAUGGAUUUUUCUACCCUUCCUGAUUUAAGUGAUAAUCUUUUGUGGAAGAACAUUGCUUUUUACUACGAAUCAGAAAAAGGCCAAGGAUUUGAUUUGGAUAUAGGAAGCAUAAUAAAUGGAGACUUCGAACGUUUGUGGAAAUAUAUCUUAGCACUGUCUGAAACAAGUAAUAUAGGAUCAUCUUUUCCACUGCGAAUCACUUCUAGCCAUUUUCUUGAACAGCAGUAUCCACUUCAUAAUGAAGAUGCAUCCAAAGCAGCAUUUCCUAAACCAGGACUUAUAUCAAUGAUGAAUACAAUUGUGGAUGAAUUUGCUGGUGAUGUUUUAAAGAAAAUGCCAUUUUUGAAAAGUGAUGAUCCUGUGAUUACCUCACUUAAAAAACAGAAAGAUUUUGAUGAACUUAAGCACUGGCAUUCAGGAAGACCCCUUAGUGAUGAUUAUGACAGAACAGGUUCAGAAGGAGCAACCAGAGAUCCAUGGGCCCUAAGAAAUCAACAAAAACUUCAAACAUUUCUGCGAUUUUAUGGGCAAUCACUAGAAGGUAACUUGUCGAAAACUAUUAUUACUCGGCCAGAUACUCCAAAGAAGGCUUCUGUUGAUUCAAAGAAAACCAAAAAAAUUCAAAAGACCAAAGCAGAAAUGAUCAUAGAAGAGAACCAGAAGAGAAAGAGAGCUGUGGAAGAGAAAAAAGAAGAGCAUAAAUGGGGUGCUCUUUCAAUGUCAGUGGAAACAAAAAUUAAAGAAGAUGUGAUUUCUGGAAUUAAAUAUCUGGAAGAUUUUCUGAAUAAAUGUCAAAGUGAAUCUGUGAAAUGUUGUGCAGAAAUGGCAGCACUGAAUGUUUGCUUUGGCUUAUGGAAAGAACACUGCAAGACAGAAGGCAAAACUGACAAAAACUUCAAUAUAGCUGUUGAAGUGAUGAGAAGAAUCCAUUCAUUGGUUGUAAAUUAUGAUGACCAAGAUAUAUUGAAGGAGAAUGAUUGGCAUCAGAUUUGGAAAUGCCUCUGGAGCCUUGGAUUUGACAAUCUUGCUGCUUCUUUAAAAUAUAUCAAGGUUUCAGAAGAGGAGAAAAAAGAAGUUAAAAAGAAGCAUUCAAAAUGUGCUGUUGGUGUGGGAUCAUCCCGGUUUCAACUGCAGUUUAUGGGCCAUUAUCUUAUACGAGAAGAAAGAAAAGAUCCUGAUCCCAGAGUGCAACAUUUUAUUCCUGAUACAUGGCAGAGAGAACUUCUUGAUGUUGUGGAUAAUAAUGAAUCUGCAGUCAUUGUUGCUCCUACAUCAUCAGGGAAGACAUAUGCCUCCUACUACUGCAUGGAGAAAAUCCUGAGAGAUGGUAAUGAUGGCAUCCUUGUGUAUGUUGCUCCUACAAAGGCUCUUGUUAAUCAAGUGUGGGCAACCAUCUACAACCGAUUUAAUAAAGUACUGCCUCCUGGUCUUACGGUAUCUGGUGUUUUUACACGAGAUUAUCGUCAUGAUGCCUUGAAUUGUCAGAUACUGGUAACAGUGCCACAAUGUUUAGAAAUCCUGCUUUUGUCACCUCAUCGCCAGGAGUGGGCCAAAAAGAUAAGAUAUGUUAUAUUUGAUGAGGUCCAUUGUCUUGGAGGUGAAAUCGGAGCAGAGGUUUGGGAACAUCUUUUGGUUAUGAUUCGAUGCCCAUUUUUGGCUCUUUCUGCAACUAUAAGUAACCCGAAGCAACUUGCAGAAUGGCUACAGUCAGUAAAAAGAUACUGGCGACAUACUGAAACUGUAAUGUCACGGAAUCCUGCUACUGCUACUUCUUUUAAGAAAGGAGCAAAAGGAAAGAAAGGAGCUACAGUACAAAACACAUCAUAUAAGGUUAAAUUAGUGGUGUAUGGAGAGAGGUACAAUGAUUUGGAAAAACACGUAUGCUCUCUCAAGGAUGGUGACUUCAAAAUCCAUCACUAUCAUCCCUAUGCUGCAUUGACUGUGGAUCAUCUUGCAAGAUACGGCUUUCCCUUGGACCUUUCUCUCUCUCCUCGAGAAACUGUGAUGUUGUAUGAUGCAAUGGUAGAAGCUAGAAGAGACUGGCCAAGGACAAAUGAACUGGAUCCUGAGGAAUUUUUUAAGGACAAAAUGGUGAUCACAAAGGCAGAUGCAAGAUACUAUGAAAAAAAGCUGAGAGAAGAAUUAGAAGUGUGGAUAAAACGUGGCAAUAUUAAGGAGGCAAAUCACUUGCUGAUGUUGCUCAAACCUCAGCUUACGUCUUGCUCCGAAAAAGAGAAGGAAAUAUAUUUUCCUCAGUUUGUUGAAAAACUGCGACAAAUGGGUAAACUGCCAGCACUAUUUUUCCUGUUUGACACUAAAAGAGUGGAAAAAAUGGCUGAAGAUGUCUGCACUUUCUUAGAAAAGAAGCAAAGGACCAGGCAAAUCCAAGGUUCUGAAAAAGAACGGCUAAUCAAAAAAGGUCAAGAGGUUGAAAAACCGAGAGAUCUAAAUGACCUUACACAAACUGCACAACGGACUGAAAGAACAUGCAAUUCCUUAGAAAACAGCCAUGCAAAUGAAAAAAGAAAACAGGAAAAAUUGCUUAAAAAGGCAAAGAAGGCUGAAAAACUAAUGGGGGAAAAAGGAAAUGAUGACAGUAAACUGAGUCGUAAGGAUGACAAAAAUUAUGUUUGGGAGGCUGAGCUCGAGAGCAUAAAGAAACGUCUGGAGAAGAUGUCUGAAAUCCCUCCUGAUUGCACAUAUGCAAAUGAGCAUGCUAUUGAUAAUCAGACUUCGAUGAAGAUAUUUAACCGAGCAAUAAAGUUGAGAAAGUAUGAAGUACUGAAAAAACUGGCACUAAGAGGCAUUGGAUAUCACCAUGCAUCUGAACAACAAAAAGGGAGGCAAAUGGUGGAGAUGCUUUUCAGGACAGGAUUUAUACAGGUUGUGACAGCCACAGGAACCUUGGCUUUAGGAGUAAACAUGCCAUGUAAAUCUGUUGUUUUUGUACAGAAUUCUGUCUACUUGGAUGCUUUGAAUUACAGACAGAUGUCUGGACGUGCUGGUCGGCGUGGUCAAGAUUUGUUGGGAAAUGUCUUUUUCUAUGACAUUCCAUUGCCCAAAAUACAGAAGCUAAUUAAAUCAAAUGUGCCUGAACUUCGAGGACAAUUUCCUCUUAAGAUUACUCUGAUACUGAGACUCAUGCUAUUGGCUUCAAAGGCAGAUGAUAAAGAAGAUGCAAAAGCAAAGGUUUUGUCAGUCUUGAAGCAUUCACUUCUGUCCUUCAAUCAUCCAAGGAUUCUUGAAAUAUUGAAGCUCUAUUUUUUGUUUUCUUUGCAAUUUCUUGUAAAGGAGGGCUAUGUGGAUCGGGAUGGUAAUACUACAGGAUUUUCUGGACUUGUGACUCAUUUGCAUUACCAUGAGCCUUCCAAUAUUGUUCUAGUUGAAUUUCUUGUGAAAGGUUUGUUCCACAAAUUGUGUCAACCAACCAAGAAACAAGGAGAAACAAAGGUCUUCUCUGAUGAUGUGAUGGAAAAACUUGUCCUGAUAUUGGCACAUCUUUUUGGAAGAAGAUAUCUACCGGCUGCUGUUGUCAAUUCUGAAAGGAAAUUUUACCAGUCAAAGGUGUUUCUGGAAGAUCUCCCUGAAGAUUUUGCUGUUGCUUUGCAUGAAUACAACUCCAAAAUAGAAGACAAUUUUGGACAGUUUCUACAGAUGGUUUCCUCAUUAGCAGAUAUGAACCAGGAAUACCAGCUUCCACUUUCAGAACUCAAUUUUUCAAGUAAAAAGCAACCUGACUCACAGCUUGCAGCUCACAUAAUGAACUGUGACACAGGAAGGAAAGCAGUUUCACCAUUUGUAUGCCUUUCGGGAAACACAGACCUUGAUCUACUGCAUGCAGGAACGGUCAACAGUGUCAUAUUGCGCACAAUAGGUAUUACGGCUUCGGACAUUCCUAUCCUCCAUCCAAAGAUGUGUGAUAAUCAGGGAAGAAUUAUGCCACUAAAUUCAUAUGUGCUUGACUUCUAUAAACAUGGAUCUUUGGUGGCAAUGUCUCAGGAUAAUGGAAUUCUGGAAGGAGAAGCUUACAAUUUGCUGAAGGACUUUUCUCUGGCUCUUAAAGCAAUCAGUGUUUCUUUGCGUGAACUUUGUGAUAAUGAAGAUGAUAAUGUUGUGCACGCAUUUGAGCAACUAACUGACAGCUAUUGGGAGAAACUGAAUAAUGUGUAGUAAUAAAUCAAGAAAUGAAUGUUUGGUUCUGCUGAAGAUUAACUGUUUUGGAAGGACAAUCUUACUGUCAUCUGUAAAAAAUAGUUAUAUUUUGAUAUCUAGGAAUUGUUUGAUUACUGUCUUAACUUUAAAGAAUUUCUGGUUAAUUUCACAAAUGGUACCUUCAACGAAGUGUUGCACUGUGAUGUGCACCUGUUCAUGGUGCAUUCAACCCCUUCCUUAACCCCCCCCCUCAGACAGUCAAUGGGGAUCCAUACUCAAGAGAAUAUAUUAAAAUAACAUAGUCAGAACUCCUAAA
Pogona vitticeps (central bearded dragon) is the source of this 5934-nucleotide messenger RNA. RefSeq names its product putative ATP-dependent RNA helicase DDX60. Gene Ontology annotation, biological process: defense response to virus. Lineage: Eukaryota; Metazoa; Chordata; Lepidosauria; Squamata; Agamidae. Gene Ontology annotation, cellular component: cytoplasm. Gene Ontology annotation, molecular function: double-stranded RNA binding; ATP binding; single-stranded RNA binding. The record is from RefSeq and is a predicted model, not a curated record.